UUGGGGGGGCCAGUGAAGCAUGAAAUUGGGGAUGGGACAAGGUUUGCAGAACUUGCAUAUGUUUGGGAUCCAAACACAAUUUGGACUCUCCUGGUCAGGUGCACUUAUCCAGAUUACAAUGCUUUCAUUUCUGCUACUGAAAUUGUUAACUCUGCUGAGGUAGGUGUUGGCCUAAAGAAGAUCAAGGGUUGAUCAUGUGGUAGAAUAUUUCAACAUUUUCCAAGGGUACCACAUGGAGAUCCUCGUAACUUUCCUUAUUGUGCUAAGUUGAGAAAUUGUUUUAAAGAUUGCUAACUUUUAUUGUACUUGUCCUUUUUUCCUUACAUCUCUCUGAGGUUUCACUGAAUCCAGAAAUGCAAUCCCUUAUCCUACACACAGAGGUCCAACUAAUUUUUCACAAGUUCUAGGGGAUUGCAUGUAGGUGUAAAAAUGUUUAGGAAAAUAAAGGUGUGCGUAAAAUCAGUCUCUAACAUUUCUGGGGAUAUUGACCAGAAAUGGGAUUUGAAGUAGAUUUAAGUUGAUAAUUUGUCGAUGGACUCUAAAUAGUUUCCUAUAGACACAGAGUGCUUUGGUGUAGUUGGGUGACUGCUGGUGUUGUUUAAAGGAUUUUUACUCCCCUUGUACAUGAUUAUUGAUUGAUAAUUAUAUGUAUAUGUUACACAAAGUAAUGGAUACAAAGUCAAUACAAACUGCCGUACUGUAUUCUGCUCUCCUCCACACAAUCAGAAGGUCCCGAAUCUAGUUACCAGUACCACAAUCUCUUUCUUUUUCAAAAAAGAAACAAACAAACAAUCAAACUACUAAAAGGUCCAAGAGAAAAUAAACAGGAAUCCUGGUGUACCUAAACAGGUGCUUAGACUUUUACUCCAGUAACUAAACGUUUUGCACUCUGUAAGUGAAAGUGGCCCAGUAGGCAUCAGGCCAAAGUUCAACUGUUACACAGUUUCUUAGGUUGUUAAGACAGUACAUAACCAGCUAAAGCUCUUGGGGGGGCCAGCUAAGUCUUCCCGACUGCUGCGGGGUAACUCUCUCUCCUGUGGGAGUCAUUCCUGGACAAGACUUGUCAGGCACUUUCAAAUUUGA
Pocillopora meandrina is the source of this 1083-nucleotide messenger RNA. The record is from the annotation of a GenBank genome assembly. NCBI's taxonomy places the organism in Eukaryota, Metazoa, Cnidaria, Anthozoa, Scleractinia, Pocilloporidae.